AUGCAUCGUGCGUUAUCCGCGACGUCGACGUCGACGUCGACGCGCGGGCGCGCGGGCGCGCGGGCGCGCGUUCGCCGCCGCGCGGGCGGGCGCGGACGAUUUUCGGUCGCGCGCGCGGCGGGUGGACCCGGUGACGGCGACGGCGGCGACGGCCGAGACGGAGAGAAGCCAGGGAUGGAUUGGGACGGGGCGUGGAAGACAUUCAAGAAGGAGUUCGUCGGCGACGACGCGAAGAUGCCGAACGAUUACGUGGAGUUUAAAUCGUCGAAUAAAAGACGCGCCCCGGACGCCGAGGCCAAGCGGCAAAUCUACGACGACGAGGAUCGCGUCCUGAACGUCGCGACGUCACAGAAGACGACCGCUGUAGGUCUCAUCGCCGUCGCGUCGCUCCUGUUCGUGUUCGUGUUCGUCAUCGGCCCGCCGCCGAGCGACGGGCGCUGCUCGCUCCCGUGGUGCUAA
Messenger RNA from Ostreococcus tauri, 459 nucleotides. Its product is annotated as unnamed product. Bases 1 to 459 code for a protein of 152 amino acids. The transcript is spliced from 2 exons. Lineage: Eukaryota; Viridiplantae; Chlorophyta; Mamiellophyceae; Mamiellales; Bathycoccaceae. The record is from RefSeq and is a predicted model, not a curated record.